This is a messenger RNA of Pelobates cultripes (western spadefoot toad), 37133 nucleotides long. NCBI's taxonomy places the organism in Eukaryota, Metazoa, Chordata, Amphibia, Anura, Pelobatidae. The record is from the annotation of a GenBank genome assembly.
GCAGAGUGCUACUCAACUACCUCUGUUGAACUGCAUAGGGAUCUGUGAGCUCUGUAACAGAGCUGCAUUGCUGUAGGGGGGUAAUCCCUCCUCGAGCAUGUGAUCUACUAAUGACUGUCACAUGCUGCAGCAGGAAGUGAGGUCUGCCAGUCCUUCGCUGUGUAAACACAGGCAAACACACAGCACAUAACAUCAAUCUCUAUUUCAUACCUUCAUGAAGUAAUGCACAGCACCCUCAGCCACUAGAUCAGGAAAGCCAGGAUCUGCUAUGUUCGGUAUUUUCAUUAAUAUCAAUGUUAUUUUUAAUAUAGACUUGUUUUUUUUCUUUUGUCUCCUGUAUUGUUGCCCAUUAAUCUGCUGUAGUGCAAUGUUGUUGCAUUUUUUUUGUCUCUUACAAUGUUUAUAUAUUGUUAUUAAUAUCUACAAUAUUUUAGUUGUUUACUAAUUAUGUAAUAUUAAUUAUAAUCAUAUUUUCAUUGUUUUUAUUAUAUUCAGAAGGCAUUGUAUCCUGGUAUCAAUUUACAUGGACACCACUAUCUGUUGGAGCAGAGAGCAGUAUCUAGUGUGGCCAGAUGAUAACCCAGAGAUAAUAAUGAUGUGAAGGCAUUUGCUUUAUUCCUUGCACUUAAGUAGAACUAGCACAAGCCAAGAAAAUGGUCCGACUAUACAACUGCCACCCAUACGGCUCCCAGCGGAUUGUGCCCACCAAGCAAGUGCCAGAGGUGUUCUGCUGUGGUGGAGACAGUGUGUUUGUAACCUGUGCUGGUGGAUGUAAAGUGGAAGUAUUCACCGUAUGUAAGGACUUAUGCCAGCCCCUAUGCAGCUUUAACACUCUGGGCAAAGUGCUUGACAUGAAGUAUUGCGAUAUUGGUAAGUUAGUAAAGCCAUUUGAAUAAGCAGCAGAAAAUAUAGGCCAGGUGAAGCAAUGUACAUAAUUUGUAAUUGCAAACUAGACGUUGCAGAUGCAGUCCUAUUUAGUAAACAAUGCACUUCUUUGGAUGUCUGCUGAUGCACAGUACACUGCCUGUAAUUACUCCUUAUUUGCCUUACUUACAUGCAGAUGUUUUUGUCCGCAGAGUGCUACAUAAUAUAACAGUGGUACUUUUUUUUGUUUGCCUGCAAAUGUGUAUAAUUGCAAAAGAGCUGUUUGUAUGUGGAGGGGUGUGCACCAAUAAGGAUUUUCUAUAAAAAGGGACAGUGUCCGUCCAUAAUUAUUUGUAAAGUAUUAAAGUAUUUCUUCUCUCAACCAGGAGAAUUUGAUGGCAGAUUUUAGAAUUCGUUUAAUUGGAGUCGUUUUCUAUUUAGACUAUUUUGACCCUAUAUAUGUAGGUUUCUUGCUAGUUCUUCACGUUUAUCUGUUUAGCAGAUAAGCAGCACAGCUAUUGUUGCUGUACAUUUAAUUAAAAUUAAGCAAUGAGGAUAAAGUGCAGACUGUCAGUCUUGUUUUGAUGGUAUAUACAUCCACAUUUACUAAUGUUUUGCUUUUUCCUUUGUAGUCCUUCCAUUUUUGGCAACUACGCAAAGUUCUAUAUUUGUUUAUAAGUUGUGCAGUGUUAAGACCUGCAGUGGUUAUGGUACUGCAGUCUUCUAUUCCUUUCCCAAUAGCUGAGCAUAAGUGAUUAUAACUGCAGUUAGGAGGUAGAGGAAUAGUGUAGAUGAAUGCAGCUACCAAGACGAUUCUCCCCAGCAAGUAGAAUAUUCCCCAAGCAUGAGCCUAGACUUCAUGAAGGGUGUAACAGGAAUGAUUUUUAUUGAGGCCACACUGACUUUUAUGAGAAUCCUCCUGCCAGAGGACCUCCCACAGUAAACAAAGACAAUAACCAAUCAGCAUACAGAUUCACAGUAACACCCGCCCUCUCUCUGCCUGGGAGAUAUUGAGAUAAGUUACGGAAUAACCCAAUUAUCUCCAGGCAGAGGGCACACAAUUUUCCCAAAAAUUAGAACACCCCUUUACACACAAGGUAUCCCCAGAAAUUAUCCCCUGAUAGCCCCGAUCUGGGGGACCAACAUAUUCAAAUUUCACCCAGAUCGGUUCAGGGGUUCUCAAAAAGUAUGGAAGUCAUAAGUUACUGACCACACAUGAGGCUCCUGCCCAAAACAGUUCCAUGAAUUCAGCGUGUGCGGUCGGUCAAUUCAGUAAAUGGCAUAAAAACGAAUAAAGUCCCGAAUGGAUCCUCCUGGCUCAUAGGAGCGAUUGCUCCUCUUGUUCGUAUGAACCAAACUACCGAAUGGCGCUCUCCUGGCUGUUCGGUAACUAAAGGAAGCAGGCGUUCGGUAGUUUCAGCGGUGGUUCGGGAGGUCGAGUGUCCGAUUUUAGUUCCAGACACUCGACGACCAAGUCCCGCUGCCUCCUUUCGUGCAAACAAGAUGGCCGCCAUUUUCUGUUCCAUGUGACAUUCUGCUAUACAAACGGAGAGCGCUUAAUAGAUGGUUCUUUUGAAGUUCAUGAGCCAGGAGGGUGGUCGGUGUUCGGUAGUUUUAAACUGCCGACCAGUAAAUCCAAAAUGAACAAAAGGGUGCAGAUAAGCACGAACACAGAAGAAAAUGCAGAACUCAGUCUAUUUUCUUCAUGUGCAGUAUUUUACUAUAUAUCUUUUUUUUAUUUAUUUUUUUAUGUAUUAUUUUGUUUGCUAAGAUUAUUUUCAUGCACAAGCAUUAACAAAAUUCUAAUUGUGGCAUUUGCAAAUGGAGGCUGUUGCCAUUUAGUAGAAGGCAUCAAUGUAAAAUUGGAACAUAUUGUUUAGACAUGGCAAAAACAUUAUUUGUGUCAAAAGCCGCUAUGCACAUUUUUGUAAGCAGGAUGAAAGGUGUCAUGAACAUUGUUGUGACCAGUGAUAUGUUGGACUGAAAAUGACCAAAGUAGCUAAUACUGUACAUUGCCUCUUGGAGAGAAAACACUAUUUUUAAUGGUCAAACAGACCAAGAACACUCAAGGAUUUAAGUAUUGAAUUUCUAAAGUGUAAUGUAAAGAGAAAACCAUCCUCAGAAUUCUAGAACAAACAUUUAUAGACCAAUAAACUGUGUAGACUUUUACCAAGGUGAAUGAACAAUGACUGUGUGUAAUUAGAAAGUGUACGCAAUCGUUCGCUCAGAUUCAUCCAAAUUCCUAAGAAAUGCGCUUAAAGGUACACUCCACUGCACCAUCCUCCCCACCCCAAAAAACAAAUCAUUGUUUUGUAGAUGCCUAAUGAAAAGAUGCAUGCAUUUGUUCAUGGGGGAGAGUGUUUGUUUUAUGUGUUUGGAGUGUUCCUUUAAAGCCAAGUCUGUACUUUAAAGGGAUACUGAAGUGGCAGGAAUACAAAGCUGUAUUCCUGGCACUACUGAUCCCUCUGUUUCCCCCUCCCUCGUGCCCCCUCCCCCUCGACGCUGGGUCAAAGCUCCGCACCCUCCUUGUAGUCCGCCACUGAGGGCAGAUUCAGAGCAGCAAUGUUUUACAUUGUAGCACUAGGUUCCAAAGGGACACAGCACCCAGACCACUUCAAUGAGCUGAAUUGGUCUGGGUGCCUAUAGUGUCCUUUAACCUCUCCCACAUUGAUUCCCUUUAAAUCUGAUCUGCAGGUACAGUGCAGAGACAAAGCACCAUAACAUAUUUAAAUGUCCAGAAUCUUAAAACCAUGCAUUUUAUCUUGCAUUUUUUUUUUCAUUUAGGGUAUAUCUCUCAUCUGUAGCCUUUGCAAACCUUUCCACCUUUCAUCUCCUUGAGAAUGUUUUCCUGGCACUGGAGAAUCCCUUUAACAAGGCUACUUAAAAUCACCAAUCUUGGCAAAUAAAUAUGGGGAUUCCGUUCCACCAUAUGGCCUCUAUGAGAAGACAUUAAUUGGCACAGUGUGAUGUUUUGACGCGGAUGUUCAAUAGUCUCUCAAUGCUUUUCUAUGGGUUAGCAUUGGAUUGGCUGAGAUCAUUAAGAUUAAUGAUCUCAGCCAUAGAGGUGGUUCCAGCCUCGCUGUCACCCAGCAUGGCGUGAGUAAAAACACCUUUUACAUGUGAUUGGAGGGCGGCAGGUCACCUAAAUAUAGACACUCAAUGACACACACUCCCUGGCAGACACAAACUCACUGACAGACAGACAUACACACUCACUGACAGACACACUUACUGAUUUGAGACACACACUGAUACAGCAAUACUCACACUCCCUCACAAAUGAUUACUUUUCUUAAAAUUUCAAUCAACCCAACCUUCCUACCUUUAGUAGAGCUGGAAUGGAUCAGCUUUCCUUGGGGUCCAGUGGGGUUGCUGUCAUCUCCCGUCUCCAGGACAGGACUAAUGAGAUAACACAGCAUCACUGGAGGACGAGGGAGCAGAGCAGGGAGAUUCCCCUUUUUUGUGCUCUAAUAUAGCUGUGUGUAAAUUUACUUUUUAAGGUUGUUUACAUCUCUAAAAAUAAUAAUAAUUUCCAGGGAGAAGUUUAUAAAAUAAUGGAUCCUUUUUUUUUUUUUUUUAAAUUGGCCAUGAUUUUCUUAACGUUCUACUUACUUGUUGGCUAUAUUAAUCAAAAUCACAAAUAAACACCAUAUGCAUUGACCUUAUGGCAAUUUUUAUUUUGUUUUUAAAUAGGGUUAUACUCUAAUAAUGUCACUUAUCUUCUGAUCAACCUUAUUUAAAGGGUCACUAUUGUCAGGAACACGAACACUAUAGUUUUAAAACCACAGUUUAGGUGUUUUGCCCCAUACCUCAGGUUAGAAUAUAAAUACAUUUAUGGAUCAGCUGUGGGACAACAGUGGGGAUCAAACCUGAUCCCACUGCCAUCCCACAGACUUGCAAAUGAAUAAUUUUGUUUUCAACCAAAAAUAAUGUUAUGAAUUAUGUUGCUGUAAGCACUUUUGACAUUUUAAAAUCUCUGUAAAAUUUAUGUAAUUGUAUACCUGUCUGUUACAUGCAGAUUGGUUUUAAGUAUAUUUUGCUCUAUUAUUGCAAUUGAACUUUUGUUUACAUCUCAACAUUUCUAUCCAUCAGGAGACUACUUGGUUACUAUUGAAUCAAAAAAUAACAUUUCUGCAUUGAGGACAUAUGUGAAUUGGCGAUGUCAGGCCACUGUAUCCUCCCGCAUCAGUGUGCGAAUGCUUGGAAUUAGGCUGGAGUCUUGUCAUUCUGGAUCAGCAAAGGAUCAGAUGGAAAUCAUAGAAAUGCCUCUUUCUGACCCUCCAUUAUCCCUUGCUUGCUGUCCCAUGCGUGGAGACCUUCUUGUUGGAUGCAGUUCUAAACUUAUCAUCUUCAGCUUAAAGUACAUGUCAAUCUGUGAUGUACCUGUGUUAGACUUUGAGCGUUCGCUGAUUUUACACAUUAUGGGUAUUAUUCCGACACACAUCACUUUUUGUGCUGGGUAUAUAGGCAUCUCUACAGACUUAGAAGUAUUGUUAAUUAAAUUAAUGCCUACACCAUCUGAAUCACCUGAAACUACAUCUCAAAAUCUAAAAGAACUGGAAACAGUAUCUGAAAAAGGUGAAUGAUAAUUUACACACUAAAUUUCUUUAUCUUCUUUGCCAUUUCUACUUAAGACAAGUCCUUUAGAGUUACGGCAAGCAUCAUAACAACUAUUACAUUACAGUUUAGUUUUAGUCAUUGUCUUUUGAAUAAAAAUCAGUUUUAGUCUUAUUUUAGUCAUCUGAAUUGUUUUAGUUGACUAGAAUCUGACUAAAAUUGUUAGUCGACAAAAUUAACACUGGCAAGAAGACUGUCUCACUGCUGGGGAAAUUAAAUUAAAUUUUUAAUUAAACUGUGGGCAUCCCUGUAUCUACAUUUAAAAUUUUUUUUUUUAUAUUUAAGAGUUUUAAAAAUUCUAAAAUUAAGUCAAUCAUCAUUGAGAACAGUGGGACUCCAGUUUUACAUGAUUGUACAGCUUUUUAGAGCAGAACGCUUUAAUAAACUCCCCCAAUGUUCUGAAGGCUGUUUUGGGUUUUUCACUAAACUGGAAGUCCUCUAAAAUUUAGUCAGGAAGUUUUGUAAUUUGUUUUUUAGCUUGAAUUGUCUUCUUCUCAGUUUUCCAUAAUUCCCAGAUAAGCUAAUGUUACAAAUAGUUAUUAAGCUCACCGGACUUUCACAGUGCACAAACAUUUUGCUAACUCUGUUUCAGAGCCUAAGAAUCCUCUUCCACUGCAGUCCCACCUGCGAGAACUGGAUGAUUUUGUAAUGUGUCAAAGGCCUGUGGAACUGGUAGGUGAGGAAUGUAAAUCCUGCAGCAUUUUAGUGACCCCAGAAUCAACCGGACUCUCCACAGACUUCACAAGACCUUCCCAAGUACAUCACGUACUGUACAGGUAAGCAAUAUGAUUUCCCAGCUAAAACAGAAGCGACUAUAUUUUGCCUUAAAAUAUGUAUGUACUCCAAGUGUUGCAAGCAGCAGCAUGUAACAUAACAAAUGUAUCACUUGUUAUAUUCUUAUGACAGAGUUUAUCUUCAUACAUACCCAUAUUAAAAAUUUUUGUUUUUAUCAGCUGUGCAUUUUGUUGUAGUGUAAGGGCUUUUUAACUCCUUAAGGAAACAUGACAUGUGUGACAUGUCAUGAUUCCCUUUUAUUCCAGAAGUGUGGUCCUUAAGGGGUUAAAUUUCUUAAACAACUUCAUAACCAAUCAACAUUUUCAUCAGUGUCACUCUUUGCUUGGUCAUACUCUCUCCCACCUUAAAUAUAUCUCUGUCUCGAGAUAUAUUUUUAAGUCGGAAAAUCAAGGAGUCACCAGAAAUCAUGGAAUUUCAAUAUUUCUUUGGAUUACAUCAUUUAAUUGAACUAAACCUCUAUUUUCUUCAUUUAGUUUCUUUAGAAGUAGUAGAGUAAGAAUCUAACUUCCUGGUUUUGUUUAUUUAAUCUUGAGGUGCACAAUGAUUUUCUCCAAAACUGCCACCAGAAAAUCUGGGUAGUAGUCCUUCCAAAAGUAGUUGUGGGCAGGCAUGUUUUGAUUUUCCUGUCUUUAGCCCUGCCACGGGCAAGUGCUAGAGCUACUAAGGGGUAUUUAGGGAUCAGCGCCAGGGCAGGUUGCUUGUGGCCUGCACCUCCUGUAGGUUCAGGCCACAGUAAUCUCUCCCUCACGUUCUGGUACUCCCCAAUAAAUCAGUGUGUAAACUAAGAAUCCAAGUUGCUGAGCUCUUACUUAUUGAGUGCCAGACUGUGGUCUGCACCUGCUGUCCUGCAUGACUGCGAGUGGCUAAGGACAAUUAUUUAGUGUUAAACCACUUAAAAAUCAUUUUACAUUGAAUAGUGGGACAGUGCCAGGGGACUCCACAUGCUAUAACCAAUUCAAUUAGAUGGAAUGGUUAGUUUCAUUAAAUAAUGCAGUUCCCAUCACAAAGCAUCAUAAUCUACUGUCCUUUCUUAAUUAAUGACCCAUGGUUUUUUUUCUAGGCGGUUUGCCCCAGACUUUUCCGAAGGACUAUCUGUUGAAAACACCAGAUUGCAUUCUUUGCAGCUGCUGCCCAUAUGUAAAACCGGUACGUAUAAAUUGUAAAUAAUAUACUAAUUGUCAGAUUUGUGCAAAACUGUCUGGAAUUCGAAGUCACUUUCAAAUGUAAGGCAAACAUACCUGAACUGGAAAAGUCUGUUAUGCUUUCAGUUCAGCUAUUCGGAAUUCCCAACAAUUCUUAAUUUAGUAAAUAACACUUUUAGUUUAUCAAGGAGUGCUAUUUAUGUAGAAAUGUGAACAAAUAUUCUCUUGCAGAGCAACAGCUUAUCAAAUAUUCGUUUUUGCUAUUUUCUAAACUGUAUUCCCUUUAAGUAUAUCAAUAUGUCCAACACAUUUUCAAUAUAUGUUAAUGAUGAUCCCUCCGUGACAAGUUUACUUUUUCUUUACAAAAUAUUUUUCUAUAACUGCUCUGUGACAUUGCUAUAUACUAUUCUCUGCAUCCUUGCUAUACAAAAUUGAACUUUUUAUCACAUUUUUUUGAAUAUGCCCAGGCUGGAUAUCACACAAUAAUUUGUUUUUUUCCUUUACUUUUUUGAAAAAAAAUAAAAAAAUAGGCUUCUUUAGUAAUUCCGAAGAAACCACUCCCCAAAAAGAACUGCUAAGCUUGUUUUGUUUCUUUUCAUUGCCACAUACCGGCUAUUUAUACACUGUGGCAAAUGAAGUCAAACAGAUAUCUGUCUAUCGGUACCCUGAAAGAUCUCAGCAGGCAGUAUUGACUCCACAGUUUCUCCAUGUCAUUACAAGGUACGUUGAAUCAUACAUUUAUUACUAUACCUUUUUAGAUGUCUCGAGUUAAAACCCUGUCAUGGGAUUUCAAGCUUAUAAUUGGAUAAGCAUUUAAUUUAAUAAAAUUUAUAUUUUCUCUUGAUUUUAUUUAGUUUCUUUAGAAGCAGAAGAGUAAGGAUCUAACUCCCUAACUAUGUUUUUAUUUAAUCUUGAGGUAAUCUUGCACAGCAGUUUUCUCCAAAACGGACACUAUAGAAACUCUGGGCUUUCCUCCCCAAUGUCUUUAGUUGCUAGUGGAACAGAAAGACCAGAGAUCAUUUGAAGUUAGAAAGUUGUCUGAUACAAGAUUGUGACCUGUUGCUGUUGGAAUAAUUAAGUGAUCCUUGCAAUUCCAGUUACAAGUGUCCUCUUGUUUGCAGUAACAACUUGCAGUGCUUCACUGUAAGAUGCAGUGCAGCUGCAGCCCGAGACGAAGACCCAUACAUUGAUACCACUAUGAAGGUAUAUUAUUUUAUUACUAUUUAAUGAUAAUUAAGCUGGUCUGCCAAUGGUUAUCUUUCUGUAUAUUUUCAUGGCAUUUUUGUUAAAAGGGCAAUUCGGACAACUACAUAACUGUAAUGCAUUUGAUAUUUUUUGUUUCUCAUUAACAUGCUGGAGUUUUUGCACAUAAAUAAAUAUUUUGCAGAAUGUUUCAUUGUGAGCCUGCCUCCAUAGCCAAGGCUCCAAUAUUCAAAAAAGAAGACUUAAUUAUCAGUGUAAGUAAACUUAUCCACCAUUAGCAGUGCUCUGGGCAAAGCAGUCUGCAUUACAAGGAGAGGACACCGAAGCAGACACUUAGUAAGCAGGCGAAUGUCCGGUGGGCCGCAAUAGCCAUUGCCUAAGGCUGACAGAGGAGAUCAAAGGACACAUAAAUAUUUUACAGCCCAACACAAUUUCUACAGUUGAGAGUUGUAGAAUAAUGCAAGUAUCCCUUUCUUAUCCCAUUCACGGGUUGUUUGGACUCUUAAUUGUAUGUUGUACUUGUGUAUUUGUUGUAGAGAAGGGGAAAAAAAACACACACUUCUCUUGAUGCAUUCUGAUUCAACUUUUUAUCAAAGUGACACUGCUGCCUUUUAUACCCAUAAAUAAAGAAUAGGUACCCGUUAUUGACAAAUGCCUUUGAUCAUAUUAAUAUUUGGUCUGUAACCAUGCAAAUAAAAGUGAAUAAGUAUUUGUGACUAUACCUGUUACAGCUCUUCUGUCUAACUAUCUCUUUGUUUCUAUUUCUUCACCCCCCCCCAGACUUGCCCGCCUGUAACACUUGAUGUUUGUACACUAAGAAUGCAGCUCUUCAUAGGACUUAAAGCCAUUGACCAUUUUAAAAACUAUAUUAUUAUCUUGACAAAAGCUGAUAUUGAGGAUGUGACAGUGAAAGGAAAAAGCCCCAAAACAAUGCAGUAAGUUGAUUGCAUUUAUUUUCUUAUAAUGACAAUUUUUUUUAAAUGUAUUUUUUAAUAAUUCUUUCUUUUUGAGUGCAUAGAUAUACAGAGAGACUUGCACAGCCACAAUAGCCUUUGCAAGCACAGAGUGUCACAUAAGGAACAUUUACAUGGCUUUGAUAAAGUUGCACAUUUUUGAAUAGUAAGAUUAAUACAGGCUAGAUAUGUUUGUCCAGGUAGUUAAACUGCUUUUGGAUUGCUUAGUUAGAUAGAUAAACUGGACAUGAGGAUUAUGUUAAGUAAAAGAGUAGACACGAGUAAUAGAAUAUGAGUAGUACCACUGGGUGAGGAAUUGCUUAAGGAUGUGGGUUGCAAAAGUAAACAAAAGGAGCAAAAAAAACUUAGACAAGACGGCAUGAUGGCUAUAAGAGCUCAUACAGCUAUGGUAGUUGAACACGCAGGAGAGUCCCGUAGGAACUGUAUGAGUGUCUUGGGUCGUAACUGAUUGUCAACCUACACCCAAGGUAGGAAAGCAUGAGUCCUUGGCAUGAAGGGUUAGAAAGGUAGCAGCCCCAGAGUUGCAACGCCUGGCCAUCCUUCCGCCCCGAGCCUGUGUGCAGGCCUGCAACCUCAAGCCACGGACUUGGGACUUUUCAUGGGCCAAGUCCUUACCCGCAAGGGUUAGAUGGGAGGUCCGGGUGGCUCGUCGCUGUCCUAUGCGAGUUGUUUUCCGUCCGUGUGGCUGGUGUUGUCGGGCUGUGCCCCUGUUAACUUUCAGCCCAGGGGAGACCGUAGCUAGUACCGUCUGUGCUUUCUUGAUGUGCGUGCUCGGCAGGGGCAUGUGCGCCGCCCAGCGUUCACCCGUCUAAUCCUCCUCUUGAUUUUAGUGCGGCAUAGCCCGUUGCUGUGCUUCUAGUGAGGCCCAGAAACUGUUGAAAACCUCAUCCGUUGCAUAAAAGGGAUAUUGGGGUCGGGAUGGUUCAAUCCGGUUUGCUGUGUUGCGAGCGUCUGCGCCAUCUUGCGUGGCCACACUGCAGGCAGGUGCCAUUUCCACUACUCGCGGUGGUGCUUUGUGCGAGCCAGUGGGGUCUGGAAAAACCCCCACUGGAUCAAAGGGGGAGGGGGGAACAGGACCACAAGGAGUACUGCUAUGACACUGGUUCAAGUGGAACGGGAGAUCUGCCGUCUAGGCGCUGGAACCUCCUUCAGAAUUGCAGGCUGUUAAUGCUCAGAGGUACCGCAACCAUGUCCGGGAUCAGGUAAGUCGCUGACAGAAGCUGUUAAAUCGCUUGGGUACCUGGUACACGGUAUUGUAGCUAGUUUAGGUCACGACCCCCGACAAUUUGUUUUUAGGGGCACUUGAAUGUAAAUUUAAAGCCAGUGGUGUCGUCUGCAAUUUAAAUGUGACCAAUGUCUGUCUGUCUAUUUGAUAAAUGCAUGUGCAUACAAGUAUUCCAUCACUUUAUAGCAUCUUACUGUAAAUUAAACUGUUUUUUUGGGGGUGGGUUUUUUGUCCUUUGAAUUGUAACCUGGAAAUGUAAUAUUUUAAAAAUAGUUGUUUAGUUCACCCUGCAACUUUCUAAACUUCAAUGAAACCUAAAAGGCAAGGGUGGAACAGCGCUACAAUAACUGAUCACAAGGGAGCUGCACACCCGAAUAGAAAGGUAAUCCUCAAAACCUUCAAGAAUAAAUCGAACAAACAAAACAAAUGAUACAGGUAGCGCCAAAAUAAAAACAAUAUUGUAGUAUGUAAUCAAAAGGUACCAAGUAAAAGAUAAAAAUGUCCUUUUGAUUUUUAAAAGUCUUCAAAUGUUGAAUAAGAUGUCUACGGAGUGGUGUCACACAUCAACAGCAUAUGCAAAAGAGAACAUAGGAGACCAAUAGUGCAGUAUUGUAAGUCUAUGGACUAUAGACAACACAGAACUAAAAAUUGAUCACUCAUGUUUUUUCAGAGCUAUAACAUGUUCUCGGUAAAACAGUUUACAGACGGCAGUUGUAGUGUAGAUUCUUAGUAAUGGGUAUUGUUAAAAAGCCAAGUAUCAAGUCCUACUGGAAUAAGCAACCAAUCCUGGCUUGGGGUUAUCCUGUAAUACAGUGUAUGAUAUCUAAAAGAGAAAGGAGAAAAAAAGGAGACAAUGAAAGUGCAGUAUGUCUUUAACACAGUGAAGAAGAGUGCUAUAACAAACUCACUCACAAUUUACAGAGCUACAAUGAGCUCUACUGUGUUGGAUGUAGACUGUACAUUUCCCGUCACUCGAUAUAUGUUCAGCUGCAGACUUUAUCAGUGUCUCAGAUAUGUGGAGACCAAAAAAUAUGAAUAUCCAGUAGUGCAAUUUGUAUAUCAAAGAGCUCUUUGUAGCUCUGUAAAUUGUGAGUGAGCUUUUGUUAUAGCACUCUACUUCAAUGUGUUAAGAGACAAUGAUUUUUUUUUCCUUCUUCCUCUUUGAGAUAUCAUACACUGUAUAACAGCCAAAGAUCCCAUAAAAAAGUACGUAUAUAUGAUCUAUAUGUGCAUUAUUGUAAUCUAUGCGCGAUUAUCUAUUUUUUUUAUUUGUUUCCCGUUUUGAUUCCUACGAGGUUUUAGGGAACCCUUGUAAGAUUGACUGCUGCCUUUAAGUAUAUAGUGAGCACCUAAUUUCUGUAUUUUUCUAAUAUAGCUCAAAUUCUAUGUUUUGUUUUUAGGUUUUGCUUAAAGGACCACAAUAGUGCCAGGAAAACAUACUUGUUUUCCUGGCUCUAUAGGGUCCUUGGGUCCCCCUCCUGCUGGGCUCUAGAGUGAGGAAGGGGUUAAUCCCUUACCUUUUUUCCAGCGCCGGGAUUCCUCGGUGCUGGGGACUCUCCUCCUCCUUUUAGCUGAAUGCGCAUGCAUGGCACGAGCUGCGCGCGCGUUCAGCCAGUCUCAUAGGAAAGCAUUCUCAAUGCUUUCCUAUGGACGCUGGCGUCUUCUCACUGUGAAAAUCACAGUGAGAAGCACCUCUAGCGGCUGUCAAUGAGACAGCCACUAGAGGCUGGAUUAACCCAUUUUUAAACAUAGCAGUUUCUCUGAAACUGCUAUGUUUACAGCAGAAAGUGUUAAUCCUAGAGGGACCUGGCACCCAGACCACCUCAUUAAGCUGAAGUGGUCUGGGUGCCUAUAGUGGUCCUUUAAGGACAAUUGCCUUUGUCCUUAAGCAAGCUGUAAAACAGAUUUUUUUUUAAAUUAAAUUAUUUUUUUUACCCAUAUCUCCCCCCUCUCACACUUGCUAAUAUCCUAAUAGAAAUUCUAUGAUAUUGUCAGGUUAUUCCUGGUGUGUUUUUGAUCUUGUAUUGUAAAAUAAGAUACUUUGAACAUACAUAAUAAAUUUUUUAACAUUUUUUUUUUACUUCCAUUUAGUUCGUGGAAAAGUGGAAGUGUUAAAAACAAGACCUCACCAGAAACUGGGCCUGGUUGGAACCUAUAUGUCGUGAGCACAAUGUCAACAAUCCAAAUCUACAAUGAACUGGUAUUCAGUAGUUUGUUUUUACUUGUGUUCAACUAUAUAUCACUAUCAAAACAUAUGUGUAGAAAUUUAUCUAUAUGAUUAUACCCUUUUUUAAUUUGACUCACAAAUGUUUUUCUGAACAAUAUUGACUAAGUAAGUGAACCGUAUAGGGUUUGUAUGUACACAAUGGGCAAGACGGUCAUACACAGUUAUGUGUAUAUUUGAAAAUUGAGCCUUUAUGGUUUAAGGACACCACUUGGGGGCCACCUGUUUUAAUGAAACUGGCAGGGCCACUUGAAGGUUAGGGACCGGAGCCAUUGCUGGCUGCAUAAAACACAUCCACCCAGAGCUGUGCUUGGCUAAUUUUAAACAGUGCAGCUCUCUGUCAUCUUGCUCUGUAAUAAUAGGUGACGACACAUCCAAUACAAAUACUUCAAUGACUUGAAACUCGCACACUGACCAUUACACAACAACUAUUUUACAUUCAUAAACAAAUAGGAAAGGAUAUAGGUGAGCACUUGUAAUCUAAGAAAUGCAAAAUAUAGAUCAAAAGUUAAUUUCACUUAAAAUAAUACUAUCCCGAAACACUGGACUGUUGGUUUUAUCCGUUCAUUGUAAACUAUUAGUUUUUUUUUUUUUUAGAAACUGUAAUGUUUGCAUUGCAGUGUGAAAUCCACCUCUAAUUGUUGUCUUCCUAACAGCCACUAGAAGCGCUUCUUCUUCCAGACUAAAACUCAGUCUGGGAAUCAAGUGCUGCUUAUAACUGCAUUUGAUUGGAGGAGUGUGCCAUUUUGCCAUGCAUGUGCAUCUCCAACCCAUUGCUUCUCUACCAAUAGCAUGCCUAUGUCUUCGAAGACAGAGUGGACGGCUGGAAAGAGGCCAGUAACGCAAACGAUGGACAGAAGGGAACUUCUGAAAUAAUUAUAAUUUUCAGAACUCUAAGAUCACUUUAAACUUAAAUACUGUAGUGAUUCAAAGAAACACCCUGCAUUCACAGACACUUUGUGCAUCCAGGCAUUAUCAGCCAAACUACUGAAUUCAUACACACUAAUGCAUGCAUGCGAUUGAGAUAACCAAAGAUUUAUAUGUAAAAAAUACAAUCUAUGAAGUGAUGAUUGGAAUUUUUUUUUUUUUUUUUUAAAUACAUGAGGAACAUUUACACAUGGAUGAAUGGAUGAAAAACAUGUCCUUUGUCAGCUUGGAAAUAUAGUGUAUAUCACCUUAAAGCUGAGAGUCAAAAUGUCAAUAUGAGAAACAUACCAGUAUCUUCUACCAGAUCGCUUUUUAUCACCUUAUGAAUAAGCUGGUUUGGCCACUGUUGGAGUAUUCCCACCAGUGGACUCAUAUUGGGACCAGUAGCAGUCACUCCUACUUGAAAUGAACAAUAGGAAUCAAUGCAAUGUCUAAAUCAAAUUAUCUGCAUGUGCUUUUCCUAGGUAGAGUAUAGCAGGAGAUAUGAUACGAUGAAGACCCAUGGCAGCAUUCACCUUCUGAGUGAAGCUCAUUUAUUGGUGAGGGCAUCUCUAAUGGCUCCAAAUGUACAUGAAAUGACAGAGAAGGCUGAACUGGUAGCAGCAUUCAGAGACAGCUGUGCAAGUCUAGGUCAGUGCUUCAGCAGGUAUGCAUUACCCGUGGGGUUUAUAUUGCCAUGCUCUAGAUUUUAACAAUUCAUAAUAUCUUUCCACAGUUGUAUGGAUAUUCAUUUUUACAAAGGAUAAAUAUAGCAAUGCACCUGGAAAACAGAUUCUGAAUCUCUCUUAAACUGGCACUUUCGACACACAAUUUAUUCUUGUCAAUACUGAAACCUAUAUGCAUUUAGACUGUAUGCAGUAUUUUAAUACCUUUAUAAUUUCUAAGAUACUUUAGAUAAACAAAUUUACUCUGUUAUCAAAAAUGUAUUUUCAAAAUGUAACAGAGUGUAUUCUUAAAUACAAUUUCUUCACAUUGCUUCAAUCACAUACAAUGCAUAGGUUUCUUUAAUUUAUUUUUUUAAAUCUAUUUUGUGUUUUAAGGUUAGACACCAAGCAUUCUCAUCUGGCUCUCCCUUACUUCAAGAUGUCUGGCUUGUCUGUAUCGAAAGUUAUACAGAGAGUUUUGUCCAAUGAAUUUUCUCUGGAUUAUGGGAAAGGAUUCAUGUUUUAUCUCAAGCAUACUCUCUUUGAGGAACUGGAUGAAGAGCUUAGUGAAGUAAGAACAUCCUUUUAUUUAUUUUUUAAAAUUUUUUAAAUGCAUAAAUAUACUUUUUAUCCUUACAUAUAACUUAUUGUGAGUUUACAGACUUAAUCCUGAUGUAUAAAUUCACCCACAUUAUAGAUUGUUUAUUUGACAGUUUGAAGUGACCAUAAACGCAUGUUUUAACUCUCUGUGAAUAUUAACACUAUUUACCCGGACCUCUCUCACUUACACCUGGCAUGUAAUAAAGUGGGGGACAUUCACCAUAAGCAGCAGACUGUACUCUAGCCAAUCAAGUAGGCUGUUCACAAUCUAUCAGAUCCUAAAAAGUCACUGAAAGCAAGGUGGUAAUUGAUGAUCCGUGACAUAAUAAGACAACAUGCUUCAUAUAUGUAUAAGAUAAAAUGUCUCUGUUUGUUACAUGAAAAUAAAACAUUUUUAUUUAGAUAUUUUAGCAUUGAGAGGCUACCUUGGUUUACUCAGAAAAAAUUGGAUACAUAUAACUUAUUGUGAGUUUACAGACUUAAUCCUGAUGUAUAAAUUCACCCACAUUAUAGAUUGUUUAUUUGACAGUUUGAAGUGACCAUAAACUCAUGUUUUAACUCUCUGUGAAUAUUUACACUAUUUACCCGGACCUCUCUCACUUACACCUGGCAUGUAAUAAAGUGGGGGACAUUCACCAUAGUCACUGAAAGCAAGGUGGUAAUAGUCACUGAAAGCAAGGUGGUAAUUGAUGAUCCGUGACAUAAUAAGACAACAUGCUUCAUAUAUGUAUAAGAUAAAAUGUCUCUGUUUGUUACAUGAAAAUAAAACAUUUUUAUUUAGAUAUUUUAGCAUUGAGAGGCUACCUUGGUUUACUCAGAAAAAAUUGGAUACAUAUAACUUAUUGUGAGUUUACAGACUUAAUCCUGAUGUAUAAAUUCACCCACAUUAUAGAUUGUUUAUUUGACAGUUUGAAGUGACCAUAAACUCAUGUUUUAACUCUCUGUGAAUAUUUACACUAUUUACCCGGACCUCUCUCACUUACACCUGGCAUGUAAUAAAGUGGGGGACAUUCACCAUAGUCACUGAAAGCAAGGUGGUAAUAGUCACUGAAAGCAAGGUGGUAAUUGAUGAUCCGUGACAUAAUAAGACAACAUGCUUCAUAUAUGUAUAAGAUAAAAUGUCUCUGUUUGUUACAUGAAAAUAAAACAUUUUUAUUUAGAUAUUUUAGCAUUGAGAGGCUACCUUGGUUUACUCAGAAAAAAUUGGAUACAUAUAACUUAUUGUGAGUUUACAGACUUAAUCCUGAUGUAUAAAUUCACCCACAUUAUAGAUUGUUUAUUUGACAGUUUGAAGUGACCAUAAACUCAUGUUUUAACUCUCUGUGAAUAUUUACACUAUUUACCCGGACCUCUCUCACUUACACCUGGCAUGUAAUAAAGUGGGGGACAUUCACCAUAGUCACUGAAAGCAAGGUGGUAAUAGUCACUGAAAGCAAGGUGGUAAUUGAUGAUCCGUGACAUAAUAAGACAACAUGCUUCAUAUAUGUAUAAGAUAAAAUGUCUCUGUUUGUUACAUGAAAAUAAAACAUUUUUAUUUAGAUAUUUUAGCAUUGAGAGGCUACCUCGGUUUACUCAGAAAAAACUGGAUACAUAUAACUUAUUGUGAGUUUACAGACUUAAUCCUGAUGUAUAAAUUCACCCACAUAGAGCUCAAAAUAAUGCCUAAACACAUGUUGGGGGGGGGAGUGUAGAUUAGCAUGUAUCUCUAAGGAUUAAAAUCUGUGAAACACUGCCCAGGCAGCAGCAUAAUAGUUUGAAUCUGUAAGUGUAGCAAAAGAUCUAAAUAAGAUGUUGUCAUUUAGAACAGAGAUUUGUAGGCUUUAGUAAAUUACCAUUUUGGGUAUGUCCUUUGUGGCAGUGCAUAAAUCAGUAUCUGCUCGGCUUACAUCCAGAAAAUAUCCUGUUCAGUCUUCAUUUAAAAAAAUGUCCAGAUAGUGUAGUAUUAAAAAUGGGGAUUUCCAUCUGGGAACUUACAAAGUAGAAUCCCCCUCCCACCCAAGUAAAGUAAUCAAUUGGCAUGUUAAGGUCUGUGUAGUUAAUUACUGGAAAACUUUACUUUUUGAGAGUUUUAAAAUUAAUUCAAUAUUUUUUUAUUUAUUUUUUCAGGACAUGGCUUUAAAAGUACUGCAGAUCUUUAGCAACCGUGAGCCAAGUCAUCUUCCCUAUGUUUUGUGCAGUUCCAGUAUGGCAAAUGUGUGUCCCAAGAAAGCAAUUGAUUGCCUGCGAAAGUUAGAAUCUAGUUCACCAUCGGCAUUAAUCUCCCUCACAAAGGCGUCCAUGGCAUUGCGCAUGCAGGAUGCUAAGACGUGUGAAAUUGAGAUACAGCGCCACCCAGAGGUGAGAAGUAUCUAACUUGUAAAGUGUGUAUGUAUGUAGUCAAUUGAAAAAGAAAGUACACCCUCUUUGAGUUCUAUGGUUUUACAUACCAGGACAUAACAAUCCUCUACUCCUUUGAAGGUAUUAAAACUUGCUAAAUACAACACCACAUAUGACUUAUUAUGAUUUAACAAAACAUAAAGCCAAAAUGGAGAAGAUGUGUUAAAAUCUAAGCACACCCUUACUGCUUAAAUAGGAAUUAAGAGGCUAAGUAGCUGAUAAUCAAAUACCCUUGAUUAGUUGAUUAAUCGAUCAUCCGCAAGUGUGAGGACAUAUAUAAAAGCCAAGGUUUACUGAUCUGGAGCAUUCAGAUGUGUGUUAACACAAUGCCAAGGAGGAAAUACAUCCUCAAUGAAUUUAGAGAAGCAAUUGUUGCUGCCUAUCAAACUGGGAUGAUUAUAAGGCAAUUUACAAAUUUAAAUUCCAUCAUUCUACAGUGAGAAAAGCUAUUCAAAAGUUGAAAACAUUCAAGACCGUUGCCAAUCUUCCCAGCAGAUUCGCCUAAAGGUCAGACUGCAAUGCUCAGAGAAAUUGCAAAAAACCCAAGAGAUACAUCUCAGACUUUACAGGUUUGAGUUAGCAUGCUGACCUCAUCUUUGCCUUAUCCUUGCCUGUACCUCGCUUUGGAUAUUCUCGGUUUAUUACUGCAUUCUUGGCUCUAUCUACUAAACCAUGACAUGUGGGACCUUAAGAGACCUGUGCAUAAAGAAAUGCACAUCUCAAUGAUCGAAGCACCAUUGUAAAGAAGAGUAGGCCAAAACCUCUCCACCAUGAUGUGAGAGACUGCUAAAGCAAUACAGAAAAUGAUUGCUUCAAAUUAUUGCCGCUAAAGGUGGUUCUACAAGCUAUUGAAACUUAAUUUUUUUUUUUUUUUUUUUUUUAAAUCAUGACACUGUGUGAUAAGUCGCUUGUUGUUCAUUUGAGGUUGUAUUUACCCAAUUUUAAGAUCUCCUAAGGAACCGAUGACUAUUAUGUCCUGAUAUAUAAAAUCAUGUAUCCACACUUUAAAAGGAAAGCUUUUCCUGUGAUCUAAAAAGCCAAUGAACAGAAACCGACCAGGUACUGAAUGAUGGGGGUUUUUUUUUUGUUUGUUUGUCUUUUUUUGGGUCCAAGAAAUUUCCAAGAAAUCAUGUUUGCACAAUUCUCCUUUUCAAUCCCAUUUUAAAAAUGGAAUGCUCCAUUUAACAAAUGAAGGGCUUUAUAGAGCUACAAAUACCAAAUUAUGUAGUAGGUUCUUAAGGGGUUAAACCCUUAACAGCCCAACUAGAUAAAUGCUGGCAGCUGAAUUCUGUGUGCUGUGUUAUGAAUCUUACUGACUGGUGAAUUGAAAAUUGUCUCUUGAAGCUAUGCUUGUGAUUCUAGAUUUUUGCAGAUAGAAUAUACUCUGAUUCUAUCUAGUCUCAGUUGAUGUGUUCCCAUGCUUCUGAUGAUGUUGCUACUAAUUCUAGUGUUGAGUCAAUAGGGGUUUUCAACACCAUAUCCUGGUUUGUAUUCUCUACAGAUGCUGUUACUAUGUGGCUUUGUGGAUGAACCAAGGUUGCUUAUGAGACACAGGAGUAAAGAAAUUAUUCCAACCCAGAUGGCGUAUCAUUUCAGAGACAUUCAACCUGGAUUACUGGUGGCUUCUGCAGUAGCUUUACAUGAAAAUAGCAAGAUUCGUCUGAAAAAUGCAGAGAUAUUUUUUAAGGUUCUAUUUGUAGUGUACAAAAAAAACAAACCCUGAAAAUUUCAUUGUGUUUAUAAAAUUACCAAUACCAAUCAGUAGGGGAUACUUGAAAAUGAGAGAAAUCUCAAUGUGUCCUUUCUGGUAAUUUUUUUUUUAUAAAUAAAUAAAAUAUAUCCCCAUAUACAUGUAUACGUGUUACUCUUAUGAUGGGUCCUGCCGUGAACUUUUCAUUCUUAAAUUCACAUACAAUAUCUGGCCCACUAUUUCUGCUGUAAGGCAAACAUUUCUUAGUAAAAUUACCCAUGCAUAUCUUCCUUGUAUACACAUAAAAAAUUAUUUGCGUAAUGUUUAUUUGGCUUGUGUUGUUUUUCAGGUGCUGUGUGAGAAGAUGGAUGAUGACGAGAACAUUCCCCAGAUGCUUGUAGAUUUUUGGGAAGCAUUACUUUCCACAUAUCCUACUGAGUCCAUCUUACAGGAUAUUCUUUUCAAAUUGUCUUCUCAUUAUGUGUGUAGAAUACGCGAUCUCCAACAACAUACUUGUGUGAAACCAUUAAAGAGCCCUGAAGAUCUGGUAAUUUUAGGUUUUUCCCCAGUUUGAGCUGAUUUUAGUGUAAUGCAUGGCAAUUAUCUUUAACGGAACACUCCAAUUAAAAGAUAUAUGUCCUUCUUAUGUUGGCAUUUUUGGAAAUGUGAACCUGUUAAAAUAAGAUAAACUCCCCUUAUUCAAUCACCAGGAGACUCUUCUUUUAGCAGCAUCAAUCCUUUUUGCAGCAUCAAUCAUUCUCUGUACUGAUAAGUUGUGUCCAAUCAGAAGCAUUUUAGGUACUAAUUGCCUGUCCAUGUUUAUUAUGUAAAACGUCUGAUUCCAAUAGAAAUCUGCACUUUUAUAAAUCUCCUUGGUAACACUUCCCAGCAGUCAAACAGACAGACAGAGGGUUUUCUGCCUUACUUGCUUUGUAUUAUAGUGCAAAGUGGAAGUAAGUUGUUUCUCUUUGAGAAGCACUGUUUUUAGUUCACAUGGUAUGCUACACAUGUUCGGUCAGUCCAAAUUAAGUGAUUGGACUGUUAAUUUAAAGUGAUGAUGUCUACUAGUUUAUUUUGUGUUGUAAGGGUUUGUAAUUUAGUAUAGGAGUGCAAAAAAUGUGUGUUAGAAAAAAGUUCAACAGGAAAAAAAGGAGAGGAGAUACAGCGCAAACUCCAAAGGCAGCAGAAUAGGGUCUGUUACUUGGAUACCCUAAUAAUCCAAGAGAAACUAGGAAAAAAAUACAGAAAUACUAGAUAAUCAUAUACAGACACAUAUGUACAAUAUUAUAUAUAAAAAUAUAGAGAUAUAACAAUAUUAAAGAGUCCCAGCAAAAAAAAGUAUUGUUUGGAGAUAAGAACCUUUUGAAGAUAGUGCUUUUUUGGAGGCCAUUCUGUUAUCCUUCUUUGUGUUCAAGUAGACAAAACUUUUGAGCUGAUGAGGAAUUCUGUUGUUGGUGUCUUGUAUGAAAUAAAACACAAAACCUACCAAUAGUGUAAUCCAGUGUAUACAAUGUCUUAGGUAAAGUUAAUAUAAAAUACACUCACAAAGAGAGAGCUCCCAAUCUGCUCUUAGAUAGGGUUCUGAGCAGUACAUUUAUCCCACUCAAGGAUAAAUAUGGAGCUGCCCCCUUUAGAUGUUCACAAUGUAAACUGCAUAUGAAUGGAAUAAAACAAGAUCUAGUGCUCACCGUUUUAAACAAUAGUACUUUAUAAAAAAUAUAUAAUAUGUACUCACAAUUUCAAGAGCACCUUUUGCACAAUGAUCUCAGCUUGGGUGGUAUGAUCCCCACCAAGGAUAUAUUUAGGUAGAUCUGGAGGUUCCUUUAGAUCAGGGGUCCUCAAACUUUUUAAACAGGGGGGGUUAUAGUCCGGUCCCUCAGACACUAUUGGGGGCCGGACUAUAAAAAAAUAUGAACGAAUUUCUGUGCACACUUAACACACACGCAUAAGGACAUAAAUACACACACACAUACCAACAUACAGACACAGACAUACAUACACACAUACAUACAGAUAAUACACAUAUUGACAUACAUGCAGACAGAAACAUACUGUCAUAUACACAUACAUAGUUAAAUACAUACAGAUACAUACAUACACACAGACUGAAAUACAUAAAUACACAUACAUGCAGAUACAUACACACAUACACAUACACACAUACAAACACAUACUGACAUACAUAAAUACUCACACACACAUACUGACAUACACACAUACUUACAUACACACACACACACUGACAUACAUACAUACAGACUAACAUACAUACAUACACACUGACAGACAUAUAUACAUACUGAUAUACAUACACAGCUAAUUUUGUUUACCUUUUUUUGCAGUAGGGUGGCUGUGGCUGAUAGGAGUCAGCGUGGCUCCCGUGGCCUGGCUUUCUUCCUUCCCGUGUGGAGGGAGCUGGGAGGAAGUGACCACCGGCUGCAAUAUUUUUUUUUUUUUUUUUUUUUUAAGGGUCUCGGUUGCGCUAUUGCAUAGCCGUAGCGCUGACCAGGCCCCUGGAGAUAUAGGGCCCAUUGGGUGGCCCUGAGUGCUUGGGCCGGGUCCAGGACCCUAAUGUAGCCCUAUUUAUAAGGCUUUAAGAUAAAUGAUCAUUGAAAUAUGACAUAAUGUAGGUCACAUGACCUUCAUUCACAUAUAUAUUGCAUUUAUCUUCUGAUUGCAUAUCAUAAAAAAGCUCAGUUGUCCAAACAUCUAUUUAAAACAUUGUGUAUGUGAUAAUACAGAAAAAUGUAGAAUGAUAAAUAGUAAAUAAAGUGUAUAAAAAAAAAAUCUGAAUUAUUUUACUGUUUUUAAAACUUGAUAAAUGAAGCUUGGUAAAUAAAAUGAAUAAAAUUAAAAUAUAAAUAUCAGAAAAAAAUAAAAUGAAAAAAGGGGAAUAUGUUAUAUUAAAGGAAAUUAUGCAGAUCAGAAUCUACAUUAACUCUUUCUGUCUGCAAUUUUUUUAAUUCAUAAACCCAAUUUAUCUCUGUUCUGCCUAAAAUUUUCUUACUAUCCCCUCCUUUCCAGGGUUUUUUACAUUUUCGUAUUUCAUAAGCUGUUAAAACUUUGGGAUCCUUAUGGUAAAUGAAAAAAUUAGAUUUUCAAAAUCUCUUAAAAUAUUUAUGCAAACUCGCUUAUUCUAACGUGUAAGUUCCUUUUAGUCACCCCUACGUAUUGAUAACCGCAAGGGCAUUCUAGCACAUACAUUUUUUUUUGUCUGUUAUAAAAUACUUAAUAAAUUAUUUUUUUGUAAUAUUAGAUGUAAAGGUAGUAAUUUUUUUCUGAGCUCAGUUAGUGUACCUAACUACUGCACAAUUUCUGCACCUAAAAAAAACGUUUUGAUCGGUUAAUGUGCCUGUGCAAUAUGCAAAUAAUGCAAUGUUACUGGGCUGUGGGUGCCAAGAGAAACUCUGGUUAUGUCAAUCUUUUCACAAAGUGCAAAGAAACUGCACUCAAAAAACUAUUUUUGCAAAAUAACCACUAAAAUACAUUUACUGUUGGUAUCUAAAACUUUGUAUUUAGUAAACAAGCUCUGCAUUCAGUGUCAGCAUAUUUAAUGUGAAUCUAUCUUUUCAUUCCAGAGAAAUUCCUGCAGCCAUUUUGGAAUAAUAAGCCCAUGGAUUUCAAGGCUGGUGUCCUCAGAGACUGCAUCUUGUCUUGAUUGUGGAGACCUGAUGAAAUUACAGGUAGAAUUAAAUGUCUGUUUUUAAAAUGGCAGCAGUGUUAAAGGAUCACUAUAGGGUCAGGAACACAAAUAUGUAUUCCUGAUCCUAUAGUGUUUAACCCACCAUUUAGGGCUUGCCCCCAUCCCCCUUUGCUCCCUCAUUAUGGGUUAAAACUCGCCUUAUUUUCAGCUCUUCACUGGUGCGUUGGCCCCGCCCCCUUGGUGACAUCAAAAUUGUCAGUUUUUAGCCAAUCCUAUGCUUUUCCAUGUCUAAAUAAUUGGAUUGGCUAAAAUCGGCCAGGGGGUGAGGCCAAACACAGUUUUGGCCAAUCAGGACCUCCUCCUCAUAGAGAUGGAUUGAAUCAAUGCAUCUCUAUGAGGAAAAUUCAGCGCCCGCAUGCAGAGGGUGGGGGCGCUGAACGACAGGGCUGCUUACUGUACAGGGGCACUUUUCUCUGAAAAGGCAGUGUUUACAUGAAAAUGCCUGAAGGGAGCUAUUCUACUCACCAGAACAACAACAUUAAGCUGUAGUUGUUCUGGGGACUAUAGUGUCCCUUUAAGUGUUGCAUAAAAUAUGAUUUGCAAAAGUGUGACUUAUUCAGGGUUCAAAGUGAACUGGAAGGAAAUGUUUACAUUUUAGGUAUGGGUUGACUGUUUUUUUUUUUUUUUUUUUAUUUCAGCUAUUUUGGCCUAUAAAUAGAAAUUCAAUUUGAUUUCCAUGCAAUUCACACUGCUCAAGGGGGUUAUAGGAUAUGUACAAUUAUGCCAGAUUAUUUUCAACUGAAAGCUGUGGUGUAGUAGUCACACAUGCAUUUCCUGAUGCCAUCACUUCAGUAGUUUCUUUAAUUAUAUAGUUUUUUUUCUAAACCAAGCUCCCAUGAGCAUGUUCCUUGCUUACUUGGUAGUUUCUGUGCACCUUUAUUUUUCUUUUUUUUUCUUUUGUAGAUGGGUAUGACUGAAAUGUACGCAUCUUUUGAACACCUGUAUACCAUUCAGUCUUUGAAACCAAUAAACAGGCCAGGAUGUUCAGUUUCUGCAGACAUUUCAAUAGCAUCUCUAUAAUGCACAAAAAAGUGUUUGUUUUAAUUCUUUCAUGUAUUGUUUGUUGUGCGGUUGUUGGACCAGACUUCUACUGUAUAAUUUAAUAAAAAUAAAAUGAAAAGUCCAGACUGCAGUUUGGCAGUUGAUUUUAUAUUGCUUGACUAUGCUUUUUUUUUCUUCUUUUUUUCUUCUAAAGCUCACACUUCUUGUAAUAUUGCUUUCUGGAAAAAAAAAAUGCAUUGAUGGUCAUGGCGCAUACCUGUCAUGGCGCACACACAAUUUUAGCAAAUAUAGAUUGGGAGAAAACAAAAUCUAAAAACCUAUCAAUCAAUUUGUUGACAUAGACUUUAAUGCCAGAGAACUGACUGACUUGUAGGACAAUCAAAUCCUUCUACUGGCAAUCAUCCUGCUACCUUGCACAGCAACACAGUAAAUGUUCUGUAGUGGCCGAGGUUACUAGCCUGCUCUUCUUCAGAAGAGAAGAAUUGAGUGAUUGAUGUCACUCUGUUCAGAUGAUGAUAAGCUUACAUUGAAUCCAAUGUAAAUACUGAACUAUGUUUGAUACAAGGGGGUGUAUAUAUAAAAGUGGGGUAGUCACUGUGAAUAUCCCAUUGAGUUCCAUGAGAAAUGUGCUGUAAAAUUGCCCUUUUAUAAAUGACCCCUGUAAUGGCCACUCACUGUGAAAUUUCUACUAGAUAUUCCAUUAUUGCAAUUUCCACUGCAAUUGAAGCAUCUUGUUUAUGUUUUGUUUUGCGUAGUCUCUGCUCUGUGGGCCAUCCAUGGAUAUUCCAUCAUUUCUUCCUCUAUUGAAGUUUAUCCCAGAAGAGCACAACUCUAAUUUAAGCAUUCACAUUAUAUGUGAAACACGCAUGAUGGAAUAUGAAAAUGCAAUAGAGAGACUUUUGGAUCGGUGUCCUGAAGCUGUUAUACAAUAUGCCAGACAUGAGAUAAAGAAUGGGAGCCAGGUAAUAGCUCUUGCUGUAUAAAUAUUUAGAUAACUUGAAAUUUAUAUUUGACAGUCCCUUGUGUAUUUUUAUAAAUUGUAAAAAAAAUGUUUAAGUAAACGUGUACAAUGAUAGGGUUGUUUACUUCUCAAAUAGAACAAUAUAUACACACAUUCACUACUGUAUAUAUAUUGAAGAAACUGUUACAAUCCAUUGUAUUUAGGUAUAAAAUUUGUGAUGACUUUACUUGAACAUGUACAAUCCAUAUAACUAAUAUUUAGCCCUACAAGUUUAGUUUCCAAAUAAUUAUAAGAAGUUGACAGACGAUGAAUCCUAUAAGUAAAUGAAAACUGCAAUGCACACUGCCUUAAAGGCUCAUUCUUUAUAACAUAAGUUAUCUGCAGAUGUAGUGGUUAUAGGGUCGUUAGGCUAUGGACACUGUUACACAGACCCUGGUCAAGACACCAGCUGCAGUCUGUGCUCAAGAGUUCUUCUUCGACUUAGCAAUAGCCAUUUCAUCGCCAUUUAGCUUCAAUUAUUGUCUGAGUGCAUUAGCUGUCUUGCUCAGCCAUCUGCAUAAAAAACAGAUUUUGCUAAUGCAGAGCUCCAUGAGACAGCCACUAGAGGAAUUGGAGGAAGGAUUAACCCAUUUGUAAACAUAGCAGUUUCUCUGAAACUGCUAUGUUUAUAAAAAAAAUGGGUUAAUCCUAGCUGGACCUGGCACCCAGACCACUUCAUUAAACUGGGUGCCUAGAGUGGUCUUUAAAUAAUGAUAAUCUGAAAUAGUAUUUAAAGCCCAGGUAUGUGCCAGGCUGUUUGGGCAUAUAAUCCAUGCCUGCUGGUCUAGCACACAGGAGGCUAAUUGCGAUAUAUUCUUUUUACUCUCCCCCCCUCCAUUCUUUUUAAUCCCCCCCUACAUUCUUUUUAAUCCCCCCUCCAUUCUUUUUUUAAUCCCCCUCCAUUCUUUUUUAAUCCCCCUCCAUUCUUUUAAUCUCCCCAUUCUUUUAAUCCCCAUUCUUUUUAAUCCCCCCCAUUCUUUCCCCCCUCCAUUCUUUUUAAUCCCCCCUCCAUUCUUUUUAAUCCCCCUCCAUUCUUUUUAAUCUCCCCCCAUUCUUUUUAAUCCCCCCAUUCUUUUUAAUCCCCCAUUCUUUUUAAUCCCCCCUCCAUUCUUUUUAAUCCCCCCUCAUUCUUUUUAAUCCCCCCCUCCAUUCUUUUUAAUCCCCCCCUCCAUUCUCCCCCAUUCUUUUUAAUCCCCCCUCCAUUCUUUUAAUCCCCACAAUUUUUACUCACUCCCCAAUUUUUGCUCCCCCCCCUCAAUUCUUUUUAAUCCCCAUUCUUUUUAAUCCCCCCUCCAUUCUUUUUAAUCCCCCCUCCAUUCUUUUUUAAUCCCCCUCCAUUCUUUUUUAAUCCCCCCCUCCAUUCUUUUAAUUCCCCUCCAUUCUUUUAAUCUCCCCCUCCAUUCUUUUUUAAUCCCCCCCUCCAUUCUUUUUAAUCCCCCCUCCAUUUUUUUUAAUCCCCCCCUCAUUUUUUACUCACCCUCCCAAUUUUUUAAUCCCCAUUCUUUUGAAUCCCCCUCCAUUCUUUUUAAUCCCCUCCAUUUUUUACUCCCCCUCCCCCACCCUCCAUUUUUUUUACUCUCCCCCCUCCCCCUCCCUCCAUUCUUUUUACUCCCCCCUCCCUCCUUCUCACCUCACCUUCCCUGUGCAGAGUGGGUGGCCGUGCUCCUCUUCGUCCUGUCAGUCCGGCCGGGUACCGCGCGGUACAGGAGAUUCAGUUACCUGUUCCCAGCCGGACUGAAAGGAAUUGAGCACUCAGUGUACACUUCCUUUCAGUCUGGCCGGGAACAGGUAACUGAAUCUCUUGUACCGCGCGGUACCCAGCCGGACUGAGAGGACGAAGAGGAGCUCGGCCAACCACUCUGCACAGGGAAGGGGAGGUAAGAGGCAGUGCGGCAGCCGUCUGAGCGCUCUCUAUAGAGUGCUCAGGCGGCUGCAGCACUAGCAUACCUGGCGCAUAAAAUGACCCCCACUUUGGAAAAGAUUUUCCAGGGGUAAAAAGUUGUCUUAUACGCCGGAAAAUACGGUAAGUAAAAUAAUCUUUUUAAAGUAAGGAGGGGGUAUCUAAAGAGUAUUUUACCAAUAUAGUGUCAGGAAUACAUGUUUGUAUUCCUGACAUUAGUGUUCCUUUAAUCCACAAAUGGCAAAUGAUUUUGGUAAACUAGAAAAAUGGUCAGAGUUGUGGCAACUGACAUUUAAUGUGGAUAAGUGCAAGAUAAUGCAUCUUGAACGUAAAAACCCAAGGGUAGAGUGCAGAAUAUUAGAUAAAGUCCUAACCUCAAUAUCUGAGAAAAGUGAUUUAGGGGUAAUUAUUUUUGAUGACUUAAAGGGAAACUCCAGGCACCCAGACCACUUCUGCCCAUUGGAGUGGUCUGGGUGCCAACUCCCACUACCUUUAACCCUGCACUUGUAAUUAUUGCAGUUUUUAUAAACUGCAAUAUUUAACUUGCGGGGGGAAGUCCUCCUCUAGUGGCUGUCUACUAGACAGCCACUAGAGGGACUUCCGUGUUCAUACGCUAUGUGAGGACCUCCAGUGUCGCCGAAAUCCCCUUAGGAAAGAAUUAAAUAAUGCUUUCCUAUGGGGAGGUCAGAAGCGCGCCGCACAUGCGCAUUAGUUCUCUCCUGCUGGCUGACGGCGGGGGAGGAGAGUAGGCGGAGCCUGACCAGUGCCCAGGGUUAUCAACGCUGGACCCCUUCAGCAAAUCGGGAUGAGAGGGAGAGGGGCACUCCAGGGUCCUGCAGUGCCAGAAAACAAAUGUUUUCCUGGCGCUGGAGAAUCCCUCUAAAGGUAGGCAGACAAUGUACUAUGAGUAUUGUACACAGUACUGGAGGCCAUAUCUACAGAAGGAUAUCGAUACUUUAGAGUGCGUUCAGAGAAGGACUACUAAACUGGUUCAUGGAUUGCAGGAUAAAACUUACAAGGAAAGGUUAAAGGAACUUAACAUGCAUAGCUUGGAGGAAAGACAAGACAGGGGGGAUAUGAUAGAAACAUUUAAAUACAUAAAGGGAAUCAGCACAGUAAAGGAGACUAAAUUUAACCCCUUUAUGACCAAUGACGGUUCAGGACUGUCAUCGGAAAAAUCCCCUUGAGGACCGAUGACGGUCCUGAACCAUCAUAACGGAAAUAUUUCACGCGAUCACCAUCGUUCCCCCGCCAGCGAUCAGCGUCUCCCGGUCUGGGGGGACUGCCUGACAGCCCAUGCAGUCCCCCCUCGGCGAAUUGGGGCCCUGUGUCCAUGUAAUCGCUUUAACAGAGCGGUCACUAGGCCGCAAUAGGCAUCCGUGAACUGACAGGCAGUCCGCCUGCUGGUGAAAAAAGUUUUAAAAAGUUAUAAUAAAGCAGUCACAGUAAAAAAAAAAAUAUAUAUAUAUUUAUAUAAGAUAUAUAUAUAUAUAUAUAUAUAUAUAUCAUAAUGUCAAAUACAUAUAUUAAUAUAAAAAUGCACUUAUAUAUACACAUGUGUAAUGUAAUUAUAAUAACUAUAUAUAUAUAUAUAUAUAUAUAUAUAUAUUGCAUAUAUUAUAAAAUAUAAAUAAGUAAAUAAAAAUAAUUAACAAAAAUAUAUAUGUAAUUUUAUUCUAACUGUAUUUUGAUAUUAAUAUAUAUUUAUAUCAAAACACACUUAGAAUGAAAUUAUAAAUAGCUAUGUAUAUAUAAACAAAUAAUAUAAUGCAAAAUAUAUAUAUAUAUAUAUAUAUAUACACAAAAUUACAUAAAUAAUUUCAUAAAUAUACACGUAGACUUCAAAUAUAUAAAUAUGUAUGUAUAUUUACAUUCUACGUGCAUAUUUAUGCAAUAUUUUUACAUAAUUAAGUAAUUUUAUUGUUUGCAAUUUGAGGGACCUGUCUGACAACCCAGGCAGAAAGUGCAGAGAAUUUAAUUUGCUAGCACUGUAUUUAACCCUGUAACUUUACAUGACACCCUAAAACCUAUACAUGGGGGAAGUACUGAUUUACUCUAAAGACUUCGCUGAAUACAAAUAUUAGUGUUUCAAAACAGUGAAAGUAGAAAAUAGAAAACGGUCCAGGCACUCUAGGAUACAAAAAGGCAAUUUUAUUGAACACACUGCCACUCACAACAUUUCGACCUGAAUGGUAUUUGUCAAGCUUGACAAAGACCGUUCAGGUCGAAACAUUGUGAGUGGCAGUGGGUUCAAUAAAUUUGCCUUUUUGUAUCCUGGAAUGCCUGGACCAUUUUCUAUUUUCUACCUAUUCAGGUGUUUGGUUCCUGGUACUGGGACUGGCCUAGCUGCACCCAGAGAUACAUAUUGUAUGGGGAUUGAGUGCAUUUCCACACCCUUGUUUUUUGGUCAUUGUCAGUGAAAGUGAAGUUUUUUGCAUUUUUCACACACAAACUGCACUUUUACUGACGAUAUCAUUGUUGUGAUCCGUUGUAAUGUUUUGUAGCCCGAGUAUAACAGUACUCCCCAAUUUACAGGUUUUAUAGUGUUUUUGUUACUGGCUCAAAUAUAAGGCUUGACUUUUUUUUUUUUUUUUUUUCUACAUUGAAAUUUGCCAGGUUGGGUAUGCCUUUGAGAGCGUAUGGUAGCUCAGGAAUGAGAAUUACCCCCAUGAUGGCAUACCAUUUGCAAAAGAAGACAACCCAAGGUAUUGCAAAUACCACAAACACUGGCCAAAGUUAGCAUUCAUAAUUGUGUUUUGCAUUUUUAAUAUACAAAUAUAAAUGCUAACUUUGGCUAGUGUUUGUGAUUAAGUGGCUACUAAACAAGACUGGAUAUACCACAUAUUGAAUACCCUGGGUUGUCUACUUUAAAGGAACACUAUAGUCACCUAAAUUACUUUAGCUAAAUAAAGCAGUUUUAGUGUAUAGAUCAUUCCCCUGCAAUUUCACUGCUCAAUUCACUGUCAUUUAGGAGUUAAAUCACUUUGUUUCUGUUUAUGCAGCCGUAGCCACACCUCCCCUGGCUAUAAUUGACAGAGCCUGCAUGAAAAAAAAAACUGGUUUCACUUUCAAACAGAUAUAAUUUACCUUCAAUAAUUGUAUCUCAAUCUCUAAAUUGAACUUUAAUCACAUACAGGAGGCUCUUGCAGGGUCUAGCAAGCUAUUAACAUAGCAGGGGAUAAGAAAUUAAACAGAACUUGCAAUAAAGAAAGCCUAAAUAGGGCUCUCUUUACAGGAAGUGUUUAUGGAAGGCUGUGCAAGUCACAUGCAGGGAGGUGUGACUAGGGUUCAUAAACAAAGGGAUUUAACUCCUAAAUGGCAAAAGAUUGAGCAGUGAGGCUGCAGGGGCAUGUUCUUUACACCAAAACUGCUUCAUUAAGCUAAAGUUGUUCAGGUGACUAUAGUGUCCCUUUAAAAAAAAUAUGUACAUGUGGGGUGUGAUUCAGAGAUUUAUGACAGAUAACAGUGUUACAAUGUCACUAUUGAUACAUUUUAAAAAUAUAUAUAUUUUGAAACCGCAAUUUCCUAUUCGUACUUAUAGCCCUAUAACUUGAAAAAAAAGCCUGUAAACUCAGGACAAAAUUUUGAAUCUAUUUAGCAGGUUUUUUUUUUUCAUUAGCUUUUGUAGAUAAGUAAAAGCUUUUUCAAGUAAAAGUCAAAAAUAUGUUUGUUUUUUGGUUUUUUUCCCACCAUAUUUUAUUAUUGUUUUUAAAGUAAAUUAUAUGACAUGAUACAAAUAAUGGUAUGUAAAGAAAGCCCUUCUUGUCCUGAUAAAAACAAUAUAUAAUUUGUAUGGGAACGGUAAAUGAGAGAGAAAAAAAUUACAGCUAAACACAAACACCACAAAAGUGUUUAAAACAGCCCUUGUCCUUAACGUACAACAUGGCCAAAACAGUCCAGUCCUGAAGGGGUUAAAAGAAGAAAAACUACCACAACAAGAGGACAUAGUCUUAAAUUAGAGGGGCAAAGGUUUAAAAAUAUCAGGAAUUAUUACUUUACUUAGAGGGUAGUGGAUGCAUGGUAUAGCCUUCCAGCUGAAGUGGUAAAGGUUAACACGGUGAGGGAGUUUAAGCAUGCGUGGGAUAGGCAUAAGGCUAUCCUAACUAUAAGAUAAGGCCAGGGACUAAUAAAAGUAUUUAGAAAAUUGGGCAGACUAGAUGGGCCGAAUGGUUCUUAUCUCCCGUCACAUUCUAUGUUUAAGUAAAAAAAUAAAUAAAAUUAAAAUCAGAAUUUGGAACAUUUCUCCAUUUGGCUAUUCUGUACUGAUAUUUGCAACUCCGUUAUAUGUUUUUCACAGUUCCCACCUUAGUGAUUAGACUAAACAAAGUAUAAUUUUCCCAUAUUACAACAUGACUGAAUCUGAUAUACAAGAGUGGCUAAUGUAAUUAAUUAUAAGAGUGGCUUUGGAAUAAGUUGCAAAUGUGAAUAUUUUAAUAAUUCUGGAAUAAGUUGCAAGUUGUGUGUGUGGGGGGGGGUGGGGAAUAAAUUUUGAACUCUCACUAUGCUAAUUAUGUUUUGUUUACUGCCGGGAUAGGCUCUCUGGUGGAAGAAGUUGCUUCCUGAACUGUGUCAUCGAAUCAGGCAGAGUGAAAGUGAAAACAAAACCUUAAUCGCCUCUUUAAGAGGUAAGGCAUUUUCAUGGUGUGACUGUGUGAAAUCACUGUACUGUCGGUUUAUGAAUACAGCACUCUUCUUUAGUGUUUCUAUCUAAUGUUCUAACAUGUAUGUUAACUAUUUAGUGAUAUCAACCCUCAUGUUGGUGUUUUCUGAGAUUUUGCUCUGAACUCAGAUUCUUGAGUGGCCUACCCUGUUCUCAUAGCAUCAUUGUACAUUCUCAGUGAUUAUAGAAUUAGCAGUAGCUACAUAUUAACAGAAGUACGAAAUGCCUAAGUCCUGAACUGUUGGGUUUGCAUUGAAGACUGGUUGGAGAUCCACUUUUUUGAGCCCUGUGCCCGCCACAAAAUACAUGUCACGCAUAGAAAUUUAUACACUUGAUUUUGCAGCAUAAUUAUAAAAUCUAUAAUUAACCUGCCACAAACUGGGAAAUAUCACACCUUCAUAUUUACAUUUGAUUUUGUUACUAUAUAGUACAACAGCUAUGGUCUUCUAAGUAACAUGUGGAAUGCCACACUUCACUGUAACACACUCCUGAUCAUUCUUGGAAAAACAGAUCCUAACAAACUUUCUUAAAAUUUAUGGAAAUAUAUUUUGAUGCGGUUUCUUGCUGCCUCUUGUGGAUUUUGCAUCUGCAUUUUAUGCAGCUACCUUGAUAUAACCGUAAAGAUGAUUCUUGAUUACUAAGAUUGUGUUUGUCUUGUAGACACUCUGGAGGUGAUCAGCGUGGAGCUUGAGCUGCAGGACUUCCUGAAUGUGCUGCCUGAUGAUGGAACUGCUGUGUUUUUCCUGCCUUAUCUUCUAAACCAAAGAAAGCUGGAAAUUUAAUUAAUAUGAUCGCUAAUUUACACAAUCAUCCCAAGUUUGGAAUGUGCAGUGAAUAAAACCUCCUCUGUGACUUUUUUUGUUGUCUUUAUUUUACAGAGAUCCAGCUUUCUUCUGCAGAAGAAAAAUGCUCUCCUCCCUUCCCAUAUUAGAUAAUGGUUAGAAGAACAAUUCUCUUGACAUGACUUUUGUAUGCUCUACAAGUAUCGUUGUAUGUAGUCUACUAAUCAGGACUAGCUUUUAAUACUGUAUUUAAAAAAAAAAAAAAUCUAAGAAAAAAAAAGCUAGAAAAAUGAAGUGUAUUGUUUUAGGCCAUGCAGGAUAUUUAAUUCUAAAAUAUUUUAAGAUUUUGACAGUUGCUCAAUCAAUUUUCCAAUUGUUCCUUUAUUUUCUGUAAAGUGAAACAGGAGAAAAGUAUUACUUAUUAUUGAACUUAAAUGGUGGUAAAAUAAUUUUAUAUAAUUCUCUGAAAAAAAGUUAACUGCAAUAUGUAUUUAACGCUAUCCCAUCAACGACACGAAUCAAUAUGUGCUAGUUUGCUAACGGGAAACUCUAAGCACCAUAACCACUACCGUUUAGAGUAAUGGUUCUAUUCACUCAGUAUCUGGGAGCCAUUCCUGCUUUAUGCCACGCUUUUAAAAUUAAAGAAUAAAAUAUCAAAAGAGUGUAUGUUCUGUAACCCCACAACUCUGGACUCCAACCAAGGAAGUCUUAUAUGCACAGAAAACAAAAUUGCGUAGGUGAAACCACAGGGUGAACAAAAAAGAAGAAAAUCAAUUCCAGGGCAGUAAAAGGGUCAACUCACAAUAGCAAAUUUAGUCAUCAAACAGGGUGCCUACUCAUAAGCAAUUUGACUACAAGACUUCUCAAUGAGACAGUGUCCAGGACAGACAACAUAUGCUACAUAAAAAGGGGAAGGUUUUUAGUAGUUACAGAAAGUAGUUCUGCAACUUAUGUAACCUAGAUCUUUCAAACCUCAAAAAAAAUAUUAAAUGCAUAUUUAUUUAUAUUUUUGAGGGAGGGAGGGGUUACAUCUACUUAAUGGUUUGAAUUCUUAUAUGUAUGCCCAUUAUCCAAACACUUUCACUAAUCCUUAACCCCUAUGCUAACUUCAACGUUAGAAAACUACCCUAACUUUUAAAUAUCAUAAAAUAUAUCAAAUAGCUACUGGAACUCACUCUGAUUUCUCAAGUGUAUGUCCCAGACCUGCACUAACAUGAAUCUUUUCUUAACCCCUGCAUUAAAUGAACACACUUAUUCUUAACCAGUGUGCUCAUACACAUAUACACAAUAUAUAAGGGGGGUGGGGGAGAGGUUACUGAGCAUACAGCACACUUUCUACAUGUUGUCAGUCAUUGCAGUGGUGCACAGUGAGACUGUGGCAGAGGUUGGGGCUAUGUAGUCCCCUCUGCCUAGUCUGUCAUUGAAGUUGCAAGCUCUAUGCAGUAAGCGCAGAGGGCAUGAAUAAGACAUUCAGUCUUAUCUCUACCUCUGUGGGUCUCACUGCACAUCACUCACAGCAUCAGCGACAGACCCGGGCAGAGGAGUAUACAGAGUCUAAUCCUCUACCUUAGUCCUGAUCGCCGAUGUGGCAAUACAGGUAAGGGGGUAAGAGACACACAAGGGGUAAAGGACAUGUGGAUUAAGAUGGGACUGGGUGACACAAAAGUAGUAAGUGGGAAUAAGAGACAAAUAUACUGCUCGAUACUACUCUGUAUAUUGUACAAGUACAAAGCUUGCACACAUCUGUUUGAAAACAUAUUGUUCAUUAUUACCUAUGGACAAGUAAUUUAAAGGGACACUGUAGUCACCAAAACAACUUUAGUUUAAUGAAGCAGUUUUGGUGUAUAGAUUAUGCCCCUGCAGUCUUACUGCUCAAUUCUGUGCCACUUAGGAGUUAAAUCACUUUGUUUGUGCAGCCCAAGGCACACCUCCCUGCAUGUGACUUACAUAGCCAUUCUAAACACUUCCUGCAAAGAGUCAUCUAACGUUUACACUUCCUUUAUUGCAAAUUCUGUUUAAUUUAGAUUUUUAUAUCUCCUAUUUUGUUAAUAGUUUGAUAGACCCUGCACUUGCCUCCUGUGUGUGAUUUAUAGUACAUUUUAGCAGAGGAGGAGAUAAGUAAGUUACAUCUGAUAGAAAGUGAAACCAUCUUUUUUUUUUUUUUUUUUCAUGCAGGCUGUGUCAGUCACAGCUGCACAAAGGUGUGGCUAGUGUUGCAUAAACAAACAAAAUUGAUUUAACUCCUAAAUGCCAGAGAAUUCAGAUGCAUGAUCUAUACACAAAAACUGCUUCAUAAAGCUAAAAAGUUACUUUGGUGACUAUAGUGUCCCUUUAAUUGGGGAAGUACCCUUACAUACACAUAGUAGUCGUACAGUGCAGACAAACUGGUUUGUUAUGAAUUCCUUGAUAUAUGUUCAAACUGCAUUUUUGUGUAAUAUACACUAAUUGUGCAAUUCCGUUUCAAAGUUUUGUAAAUAACUCUACAUAUUUUAUUAGGUGCAAAUGUAUUUUUUAUUUUUUUAUUUUUAUGUCUAAAUGUCUGUCGAUGCAUUCAUGAUUUUUAUUCUAUUCUUGUUAUCUCUUACCUUCCAGUACAGUGUACGUUAUCUCCAUUCCUGCGGUCAUGUGGUCUGCCACAUGACAAUGCAGCAGCCAAGUGCCAGGAACAACUGCAAUCAUUUCAACAGUUUGAAAUGUCCCAGGGAAAAGCCCAAACACGUCAUUCUGAUACAUGUAACCUCUCUGGUGGAUAAAACGAAAAACAGUGUGGCCGCAAAGAGUAAAUAGUUAUGGAUCAACAUUGUGUUAAAGAGUUACAAUAAUCAUUUUGAGAGUGCAAGCGUGUCUGAAGAUGCGCUCGUGCUGUGCUCAUGGGGACAGUUCCCUGCUUUCAUCAGAUACAAAACACCAGGUAACAAAAUCAGGAUGGUGGGUCUGUCCUACUGAAAUUGGGUCAACGGGUAUUCAUUGAGAAAAGUUUAUACUACUGCUCCCUCUGUUACCAAUUAAAUGUGUCCAUUUUCUUUGUAUCUCUUUUUGUAAUAUAUUUACUAGAAAUGUAUUUUUACUCAAGUCCAUUAACUGGCUAAUAUGCUGAAUGAUCAAUGCUAUCAUCUUCAUUUGUGUAGGAGCGUCAGAUGUUUUUCAAAACUCCUGUAAGAACAAAAUAGUCACCUGGUACAUAUUAAUGCUCUAGAGAAGACAGCUGCAUUUCUGUCUUCCAUUUUGUAUUUUUUUGACAAAUCAUGUGAAUAGAAAAAAUGGUUACCUUAUACUGAAAGCUGUGUGCGUGGAAAUGCACUGUGUGCAGAUCCACUUUGUUUCCCAUUCCGAUCAAGUACCAAGUGAUAUGAUCUCCAACUUGCAUUGUGAGGCCGUGUAAAUUUGCAUACAAUUUUCCAUUUACACCUGGAAUAAAGUUAUUUAUAUUUCCGCUUGGUCACAACAACUCUUAUGGUUGUGCAUAUAUUAUGUGGUGUAUAUAUGAUAAUUCUACUUUUCUGGUGUAAAUUCAACACUAGUGAGACUAGGCAUAUGUUCCUACUAGGCAAGUACCACAAGUCAAACGAACCCUAUCAGUGCCACAGUAGAGAGCACCGGGAUUCAUCAUUAGAGAUGCUGUCCCCUGUGGCACUGAACGUUAAAGGGACACUGUAGUCACUACAACAACAACAGCUUAAUGAAGUGGUUCUGGUGUCUACAGCCUGUCCCUGCAGACUUUUUAAUGUAAAGCUGCCUUUUCAGUGAAGUGUGCAGCACUGAUGUUCAGCGUCUCCAGGCUCCGGAUGAUUCAACGCACCUCUAUUAGGAGAUGCUAAUUGGGGCAGCACUGCGGUUUGCUGCACAUGUGCAAUAGACUCCCAAUGCUUUCCUAUGGAAAAGCAUUGGAUUGGCUGAGAUUGUCAAGUUUGAUGAUCUCAGUCAAUGUGGUAAAGGUGGGGCCAGCUCCAAAGAAACCUGCACGGAGCUGCAAGAAGGUGAGUAAAAUCACUUUUUACUUUCCUGACAGGGGGGCCUGAUACCUAAACAUUGCUUUCAGACCUAUAAUGACAGGAAUACAUGUUUGUAUUCCUGUCACUAUAGUGUUCCUUUAAAUAAGUUGUACAUGCUGAGCGGCGUGUAAUAACAGUGAGCCCAACAGCCAAUAUGCACUCUCCAAUAGAAAAAAAAAAAAGUAAAACGCCUGGCAUCUCCCUGGACCACAGUAAUACCCGGUGAGUUUCUAUGAGUGGCCAGUGUGCUGUGAGGUGAAGAAGAAAAUGUUAAUGUGGACACAGGAAAUGCCCAGUCUCCUGGGCCCAAAAGGAUUUAUUCCAUUAAAGAUUAACCACAUCUAGUUAAUUUCUUGGGCACUUAAAUUGACGACUCCCUCCUCCCAGAUGGCUAAGGGUCCCCAAUCGGAGUCAUUUUAUCAAUGGAUAAUAUUAGAACAAAGUGACUCUUCCAACGAAGGACCUACCAUGCAUUUUAUUGCUUUCAAUAAAAUCUUCAUCUUCUUUAUUGACGCUGUUGGGAACCUUGGAAAAUGUUUGAAUGUUUUCAUCCAGGUACCAGGAUUGGUUUUCAUCAAAAAUCAUAAAAAGCAGUGGGAAUUCUAAAUGUGACCUUUCCAGAGGUUGAUCGUUGAAAGAUGACUGCUUGCAAAUCAGAAGAGCACCAAUCAAACCACUAUACAUAUCCUGAGAAUGAACAAAAACUACAUUUUGUUAUUGAAAAUGGUAUAAAAAAAAUCAGCAUUUCUUCCUUACACUUACUUUAAGAAUUGAUUGCAAUUUUUUUAAAACUAACACUUUAUCAAAAUAAAU